Chinchilla lanigera (long-tailed chinchilla) is the source of this 4621-nucleotide messenger RNA. RefSeq names its product HMG box domain containing 3 (gene Hmgxb3). The record is from RefSeq and is a predicted model, not a curated record. NCBI's taxonomy places the organism in Eukaryota, Metazoa, Chordata, Mammalia, Rodentia, Chinchillidae.
CGACUCCGAAGAGAGUGACGAGGGGGACUCUCGCGACUCCGCGCUGUGUGUCGCCGGGCAGGGCCGCGGGGCCGGGGCUUCUCCAGCCCCCGGGAUGCGCGCGCGAGUCCUCGCCUCCACUUCCUUGUCGCCGGUGUUACGACGGGAGCCGCCUCUCGCCGACAGCGGGGAGCGCGAGUGUGCCGGCGCCCCCGGGAAUGUGAGCCGCGCGGCUGCCACGCUCCUCGGGUCAUGGAUGCAUCAUAUGAUGGUACUGAGGUAACUGUUGUGAUGGAAGAAAUUAAGGAAGUCUACUGUUACACUUCCCCUGGGCCACCCAAGAAGAAGAAAAAGUAUAAAAUACAUGGAGAAAAGGCCAAGAAACCCAGGUCUGCUUACCUUUUAUACUACUACGACAUCUACCUGAAAGUGCAGCAGGAGCUCCCCCACCUCCCGCAGUCUGAGAUUAAUAAGAAGAUUAGUGAGAGUUGGAGGCUUCUCAGUGUGGCGGAGAGGAGUUACUACUUGGAGAAAGCCAAACUAGAGAAAGAAGGUUUGGAUCCUAACGCUAAGCUCUCUACAGUGACUGCUGUGGUUCCAGACAUCCCAGGUUUCCGCAAGAUCCUUCCCCGCUCAGAGUACAUCAUCAUCCCUAAGAGCAGCCUCCAGGAGGAUCAGAGCUGCACUCAGCUGGAGCUAUGUGUAGCUCAGAACCAGAUGUCCCCUAAAGGACCUUCUGUUGUAUCCAACACUGCCCCUGAGACAGUGCCCAGCCAUGCGGGCAUAGCAGAGCAAUGCCUGGCUGAGGAGCCUCUGGCUGAGGAGAUGGGAGCCCUUGCUCAGCCAGGUGCUAUACAGGAGAUUGCCACCUCAGAGAUCCUCACCCAGGAUGUACUUCUGGAGGAAGCUUCAUUGGAGGUAGGGGAGAGCCACCAGCCUUACCAGACAAACCUGGUAAUUGAAGAGACCUUACUGAACAGCUCAUCAGAACUCCCCACUGGAAACCUGGCUGUGCCCCGCACCCAGGUUGGGGAGAGUGUGUCGGUGGUGACAGUCAUGAGGGAUUCCAGCGAAAGUAACUCCUCUGCACCAGCCACACAGUUCAUCAUGUUGCCUGUGCCUACCUACUCAGUUGUGGAAAAUCCCUCCCCCAUCAAACUGACAACUACCUAUACCCGCCGGGGCCAUGGGACUUGCACUAGUCCAGGUUGUUCAUUUACAUAUGUCACCAGGCAUAAACCACCCAAGUGCCCAGCCUGUGGUAACUUCCUAGGAGGAAAGUGGAUCCCAAAGAGUUGACCUACUCACCACUGGGCCCAGGACCCCAGAGCUUAAAGGCAGAGCACGGGGCAAGCCCUCAUUACUGGCUGCAGCAAGACCCAUGAGAGCAAUUCUGCCAGCCCCAGCUAAUGUGGGGCGAGGCAGCAGCAUGGGACUGCCCAGAGCCAGGCAGACCUUCUCCCUGAGUGAUAAGACUUCCGCUGUCAGGACUUGUGGCCUGAAGCCAAGCACACUGAAGCAGCUGGGCCAGCCUGUACAGCAGCCAUCUAGCACCAGUGAAGUGAAGCUGUCAAGUGGCCCAAACAACAGGACGUCUCAGGUGAAGGUUGUAGAGGUCAAGCCUGAUAUGUUUCCUCCAUAUAAGUACAGCUGCACUGUCACCCUGGAUUUGGGCUUGGCUACAUCAAGAGGCAGAGGAAAGUGCAAGAAUCCCUCUUGUAGCUAUGUCUACACCAACCGGCACAAACCUCGGAUUUGUCCCAGCUGCGGUUUUAACCUUGCCAAAGACCGGACUGAGAAAACCACCAAGGCUAUUCAGGAGGCGAGUUCUCCACUCCCAGAUGGGCUAAGCGCCACAGAGCCCCUGAGUGCGGCCCAGAAGGAGAUUCAGCGCCAGUCCACGCUGCAGCUGCUGCGCAAAGCCCUGCAGAUCCCUGAGAAUGAGUCUGAACUGGCCGAGGUCUUCGCCUUGAUUCAUGAACUUAAUAGCUCUCGACUUCUCCUGUCCAACGUGAGUGAGGAAACAGUCACCAUCGAGCAAACCUCUUGGUCGAAUUAUUAUGAGUCCCCAUCCACGCAGUGCCUUCUCUGCAGCAGCCCAUUAUUCAAAGGGGGACACAACUCCCUGGCCGGGCCCCAGGAGUGUUGGCUGCUGACAGCUAACCGGCUGCAGGUGGUGACUGCUCAGGUGAAGAUGUGUCUGAACCCCCAUUGUCUGGCCCUGCACAGUUUCAUGGACAUCUACACAGGUCUCUUUAAUGUGGGGAACAAGAUGCUAGUAAGCCUGGACUUGCUUUUCGCAAUCCGAAACCAGAUCAAGCUGGGAGAGGAUCCCAGAAUAUCAGUCAGUGUUGUGCUGAAGUCAGUGCAGGAGCAAACAGAGAAGACUCUUACUUCAGAGGAGCUGAGCCAGCUGCAGGAGCUGCUGUGCAAUGGCUACUGGGCUUUUGAGUGCCUGACUGUGCGAGACUACAAUGACAUGAUUUGUGGCAUCUGUGGUGUGGCCCCUAAAGUGGAAGUGGCCCAGAGGAGUGAAGAGAAUGUGCUAGCACUGAAAAGUGUGGAGUUCACCUGGCCUGAAUUCCUGGGUUCCAGUGAGGUGAAUGUGGAGGACUUUUGGGCCACGAUGGAGACUGAGGUUAUUGAGCAAGUGGCAUUCCCUGCCAGCAUCCCUAUCACCAAAUUCGAUGCCUCUGUCAUUGCCCCUUUCUUCCCUCCACUCAUGAGAGGAGCUGUGGUCGUCAACACUGAGAAAGACAAAAACCUGGAUGUACAGCCAGUACCUGGCAAUGGCAGUGCCUUGGUGCGGCUGCUCCAGGAAGGCACCUGCAAGCUUGAGGAGAUUGGCUCCUAUAGUGAAGAGGAGCUGCGGCAUCUGCUGGGGCAGUGUGACAUCCCUUUCACAGCAGGAGACUGCAGGGACCAGCUCUGUUUCUCUUUAUUGGCCCUCUAUGAAUCUGUACAGAAUGGAGCCAGAGCGAGACAGACCCCACCGCAUCUUACAGGGGGUAAAAUCUACAAAGUGUGCCCCCAUCAGGUGGUUUGUGGCUCCAAGUAUCUUGUUCGCGGUGAGAGUGCCCGUGACCACGUGGAUCUGCUUGCCUCUUCCCGCCACUGGCCACCUGUCUACGUGGUAGACAUGGCUACACCCGUGGCCCUGUGUGCCGACCUCUGCUACCCAGAGCUGACCAGCCAAAUGUGGGGGAAGAACCAGGGCUGUUUCUCUAGCCCUACAGAGCCACCUGUGACCGUGUCCUGCCCUGAGCUCUUGGACCAGCAUAAUUCUGUGGAUGUGACAGAGGCUGAACACUCUGUCCAGCACCCAGUCACCAAGAGUGCUGUGCGGCGCAUCGUCCACGCAGGCACACAUCCUAGUCCUGGUGACCCCAGUGCUGGGCACCACUCCUUGUCCCUGUGCCCUGAGUUGGCGCCCUACACAUCUGUCCUGGCCUCCGUUAUGGACAGCAAAUCGAACAGUGUCCGCCAGCGUCCCAUUGCCUUCGACAAUGCCACUCACUAUUACCUCUACAACCGCCUCGUGGACUUCCUCACCAGCCGGGAGAUUGUCAACAGGCAGAUCCACGACAUCGUGCAGAACUGCCAGCCUGGUGAGGUGGUCAUUCGUGACACCCUCUACCGCCUUGGGGUUGCUCAGAUCAAGACAGAGCCUGAGGAAGAGGGCGAGGAAGAGGAGGCGGCCACAGCGGCAGAAUAAGCUAGAGUGUUGUACAGGGACUGCAUCAUCUCUCAAGCCAUAGUACAGCCUUUACUCAAGGCAGAUCUGUCCAGGGACCUGCAGGGACAGUCACCUGUAGGCAGGGUCUCUGACUGCUGGGACUGACCAAAGAGCUUCCAUUUCCUGAGCACACGGGGGCCCAAAGUCUAUGCUUCUCUGCCCUCUGGGGCUUAGGAGAAGGGUCAGGAGACCCCUUACUGGCCCUGAGAGAGCACUUACGAGGUAGUAUGCUUAUGGGAGGGAGGGAGGCUGAGGGAAAGGCUGGUAGCCAGCUCCCUGGGGCCUGACACAGGUGGGGUGGAGGUCCUGGGGUGGGCUGAGGCAGGAAUCCGCACUAGGUGAGAUGUCUCUUCCACGUGGGGAAACCGUCCAGCUCUAGAGUCACAUGGGCUCCUUAGCCUGUGGCCUCUGACCUGGGGUCUUGGUGGCCUCAUUCCUCCUAGGCAACCCUUUGGGCUCUUGAUUCUUCCUAAAGGAGGGAUGAAUUUUUCUCCAGUUCUUCCUGCGCCACAUUUGGGGGAACAGGAGGGAGGAACAGUCAGCCACAGCUUUCUUACAGGACUGUCCUCUUCCUUGAGCUUUGGGGAAGAUAACCCCCUUCCUCCUUUCCCUGGCCACUACUGCUGCACCCUGCAUCCUCUUUGGGCCCUGGGAUCCUCACCGCAGAGAGGAUGUGGCCCAUGGUCCUCCGACAUAACCUGGCAGCAGUAGGAAAACUCCCUUCUGUGAAGGGGAAGCAGACUGGGCCAUAUGGAAACAGCAGGACUGGCUCAAGUGCCCAUGGUUUGCUUAGGGCCCAGGAACAGGCCAAGUGUUUAAUUUAUUGAUAGGAGUGGAGUAGGUGGCUCCCCCGCUUCUCUUUCCCCAUCAAGAAUAAAGUUUAUUAAAUUAUCUGGUUUUGACGAA